AUGAAGACAUUGAAUUCAACUAUAUUCAAUCAAAUCAAAUUUCAGGUCAAUCCAAACCAAUUUAAGAAAUUACCUUCGCUCAGAAGAAGUUUUCAUUCAAAUUUAAAUUUAUACAAUCAAAAUCAGAAUCAAGAUGAAAAGAAAAUUUUAAAACCACCUCAUUUAUUAACACUUGCAGAUUUAUCUAUCAAUGAAAUCCAAUCAUUAGUAUCAUAUGCAAUCAAUGCAAAAAAAAUCGUCAAAGAUCAUUCAAUUUCUCACUCCAAUGAUUUAUCAAACUUACAUACAAAUUCUGAUCCAAAUGAGAUUAAAGCCAUCAAAAAUAAAUUAUUAAAUAACAAAACGAUUGGAUUAAUGUUCAGUAAACGAUCUACUAGAACUAGAAUCGCAAGUGAAAGUUCAAUCAAUUUAUUAGGUGGCCAUGCAUUAUUCUUAGGGCCUAAUGAAAUUCAAUUGGGUGUGAAUGAAAGUUUAUUUGAUACUGCUAAAGUUGUUUCUAGUAUGAUUGAUGGAAUUAUGGCUAGAGUUGGUGAUCAUUCUGAAAUUGAGCUAUUAGCUGAAAAUUCUACUGUACCUGUUAUCAAUGCAUUAUCAUCACUAUACCAUCCAACUCAAAUCUUAGCAAGUUUAGUAACCCUCCUCGAAACAUUCUUUCCACAUUCAAGGAACUUGUCUUCAUUAAAUGGAUUGAAUAUCGCAUGGAUCGGAGAUUCAAAUAAUGUAUUGAAUGAUAUGAUUGUUAGUUAUCCUAGAUUAGGUAUCAAUUUGAAUAUUGCUACUCCCAAGGGUUAUGAAUUAGAGCCUAGGGUCUUGGAAAGGAUGAAGCUUGGUUUGGUUGAAGACUCAGACGUUCAUAGAGGGGGCAAAUUGCUUCAUUUCCAUGAUCCGCUGGAAGCUAUAAAAGAUGCUGAUGUGAUUGUAACAGAUACAUGGAUUUCAAUGGGACAAGAAGAUGAGAUGAAACGUAGAUUAAAAGAUUUUGAAGGAUAUCAAAUCACAGAAGAAUUAUGUAAGAUGGGUAAUGCUAAAAACAAUUGGAAAUUUAUGCAUUGUUUACCUAGACAUCAAGAUGAAGUUGAUGAUCAGGUCUUUUAUGGACCUAGAUCUUUGGUUUUCCAAGAAGCAGAAAAUCGAAAAUGGACAAUCUUGAGCGUUUUUGAAGCUUAUUUUGGUAGAUGGAUGAAAUAA
Molecule: messenger RNA, 1188 nt
Organism: Melampsora larici-populina 98AG31
Lineage: Eukaryota; Fungi; Basidiomycota; Pucciniomycetes; Pucciniales; Melampsoraceae
Exons: 5
Coding region: 1-1188 (395 amino acids)
Biological process (GO): L-citrulline biosynthetic process
Cellular component (GO): mitochondrion
Molecular function (GO): ornithine carbamoyltransferase activity; amino acid binding
Source: RefSeq, a predicted model, not a curated record